AUGAAACAACCAUCGGACUCGUUGGAUAAUUGGAGAGACUAUUUCCGGCGAGGAGAUUCUUCUGAUAUAUUUGAGAUCAUCGAUCACGCCAUCAUCCUCGCCGCCGCUGAUUUCCCGAACGAGUUCAAAUCCAGGAGAGACGGAAUCGCGCAGCUUCUCUUCUCUCGUAAUGUCAGCCGCCGCCGCUGCAUCGGAUGUGGUAACGAGGUUAACGGCGAUAGGGAUGAUUCUGGUGGCGGUUGUGGAGAAGAUGAGAGGAAAUUGGAUGAUAAUGAGAUUGUUGAUGAGGUCACGAGGAUCAAAGAUAUUUUGUUGAAUAAGGACGAUGAGUCAAAUGGUGUGUUACUUCGUUGCUUGAGGAAGCUUGAGUCAAUGUCUCUGAGUGUGGACCUUCUCAAGGAUACUGAAAUUGGAAAGGCGGUUAAUGGUUUGAGGAGACAUGGUUCUGAUAAGAUUAGGGAACUUGCAAAGGCUCUUUUUGCGGAGUGGAAGGAGAUGGUGGAUCAAUGGAUGAACAAUACAAAUGAAAUUGUUGGUGAUGAAAGGACGCCAGAGUCUGCUAUAGUUGAUGAAGCAGAAGCCUUUCCUUCUCCUCCGCAUGAUUUAGAUUAUUUUGCUCCUGAACCUAAUGGUUUUGAACUCUCUCAGGUCUGUAAACAUAUCUUUCCCUCCCAUCCUCGUCACAGUGUGGAGCCCAAGCAUGAAAGAAAAUCACAAAGCAGCAUGAUUAGGAGACCCGGGGGUACAAAUGAAGCCAAUGUGGUUGGGAGGUACAACAAGAAUCAGCAGAUGAGGAGAGAAGAAGUUGAUGUUAGACAACUUAAGCAAACUAGAGAACCGAUUGUUAUUGCUGAGCAGAAGCGGAAACUUGCUGGAGCUCAACAAGAUAAACUCCAAGCGCUGGAUCCAGACGCAAGGUUUGAGUUUGCAAAGAGGAAACUACAAGAGAGCUACCAACAACAUGAUAAGGCCAAAAAACAGAGGACGAUACAAGUACUAGAAACGAUCCCAAAGCAAGGUAAAACUAAGAAACCGCUACUCAAGAGACCCGUGCGGAGGUAG
This is a messenger RNA of Eruca vesicaria subsp. sativa (arugula), 1062 nucleotides long. Lineage: Eukaryota; Viridiplantae; Streptophyta; Magnoliopsida; Brassicales; Brassicaceae. The record is from the annotation of a GenBank genome assembly.